Messenger RNA from Diplodia corticola, 2085 nucleotides. RefSeq names its product het-s domain protein. The coding region runs from base 1 to 2085 and encodes 694 amino acids. Gene Ontology annotation, molecular function: protein kinase activity; ATP binding. NCBI's taxonomy places the organism in Eukaryota, Fungi, Ascomycota, Dothideomycetes, Botryosphaeriales, Botryosphaeriaceae. The record is from RefSeq and is a predicted model, not a curated record. Gene Ontology annotation, biological process: protein phosphorylation. The transcript is spliced from 2 exons.
AUGGAUCUUGGAAUAGGAGCAGUGUCUCUGACAUUCCAGGUCUUCUCAGGAUGCAUCAAAGGCUAUCAACUCCUGACCGAAGCUCGAGAUAUGGAGGCCGAGCACAAGUACAUGCGGAUCCAGCUGAAGAAAGAACAGCACCGGCUCCUCGAUUGGGGCCAUGUGGCUGGGGUGGGCGUGCGCGACGACGAGCUCGUCAUCAGCAGCUCGGACAAGGGCCUGCUGCACGACGUGCUCGAGCAGCAGCAGAGCCUCCUGCUGGAAUUCGGCCGCUACGAGGCGCGCUACAAGAAGGGCCCGCUCGAGCGGCUGAAGAAGCCGCUGAUCGUCGUCGAAGAAGUCGACGUCGACGACCAAGUGGCGGCGGCGGUGGCGGUAGAGGCCUCGCCGUCAGCCCACCCGUUCCUGUUGCGAGCCGCCGACACGGACUUCGAGACGCGCUUCCCGGAAGGCGAGGAGCUGCUGAAGAAGGCGCUGAACUGGGCCAAGGGCGCGCGCGCCUUUCCGAAACGCCUGCGCUGGGCGGCCUUCGACAAGGAGAAGAUGGAGACGCUGCUGCUCCGCCUGUCGUCGCUCAACGACUUCCUCAGAGAGCUGCUCACCACGCAGCAGCUGACCCACCUGAACAUGCGGCACGAGCGGACCUCCUACCAGAUCAUCCAGUUGAACAACAAGAUGGAUCAGCUGGUCGAGAUUUUCAAGGCCGGCUGUGAAUGGUCGGACCUGACCCGCGGGAAAUCUAACGCACAUGCAUCUUCUUCAGCUCACAGUGUAGGCCGGAUGAACUUGGCAUUGCGGGCGAAGGAAGUGCUGCAAGACCUGCCUCUGGUGCCCCUGUCUCGAGUGGAAUCGAUGGAGUACACAAGGGAAGAAGCGCAAGAGGGGGGUUGGCGUAACCGGAGCCUCACGCAGUUGGCUCAGUUCAAAGCUCUUGAGACGGCUAUCAGCGGGUACUCUCUCACGGACGACCGGGCAUUCGCACUUCAGCUAGGACCUGCGAGCGGAGUCACCGAUGUCGAGCUAAGCCCCGAGGAAAUCUACCUGCUAUCGGACGAGGACAACGACGAGAAUCGACGGGCUGAGGCGAGCUUCAGGGGCAAGCAUGUAUGGAUCGAAUGGAAGACGUACGAACCGCGUGUCUUCGACGGCGAACCGGACGACAAGGUCGUGGAGCGGAUUAUUGCCCUCGUCGUCUUGCUCAAGGCAAACAGCAAAUCGUGCCAGUUCCACGCCCCCAAAUGCCUCGGAUACUUCCGUGAUAUUGACACAGAUACUUUGGAAGAUCGAUGCCGUUUCGGUGUUGUGUUCGAGAAGCCCUCGUCGGUGCCGCCAUCUACCAAGCCCAUCAGCCUGCUGGACUUGCUACGUGCGACGGAGCGAGGUACGGUGGAGAUGCCGAGUCUGACCGAGCGAGCAAAGCUGGCCAAAGUGGUCGCGAAAGCUUUGGAGGAACUGCACGCCGUCAAUUGGCUUCAUAAAGGGCUGCGAAGCGAGAACAUCCUGUUUUUCGACAAUUUGCUUGACCCGGACGAUCUUGUGUUGGACGGUGGUGCCGAACAGCAAGAGCCGCUGCCGUGUGAAGGAAGCCUCUCGACGCCGUACUUGUCAGGAUUCGAUUAUGCACGCCCGGCCCAGAACGAAGACUUGACGGAACAGCCGCCGGAGAACGCGGCGUACGAUCUUUACCGCCAUCCACUCGUCCAAGGUAGCCGGGUUGAGGGAGACAAUGCCGCCAGCUUCCAGAAGACGUUCGAUAUCUAUGCUCUGGGCAUCAUCCUCCUCGAGAUCGUGUACUGGCAACCGAUCGACCGGAUACUUGAUGUCCAUAUACCCAAAGCUCGUCCAUCUACGACACUGAGGGUACGCAAUCGGCUUCUCAGCGAGCGCAAGCAUUUGGCCUAUGUAAGGUCAAAUGCGGGCGUUGUGCUAGAGCAGGCGAUUCGAGCGUGCCUGAUGGGUGAAGCAGCGCUAGUCGACAGGUUUGAAGGCCGUGAAUUCGACGAGAAGGACCCAGCUCAGGCAGUCCAGCUACAGGCGGGGUUUUAUAAUCACGUCGUGGAGAAGCUGGCUGAGGUGAAGAUCUAA